AUGGACAAAACUUCUCUUGCUUUCAACAUGCCAAGUAAUGUAACUAUCAAUAAUAAAGGAAGCAAGACUAUUAGUAUUAGGACUUGUGAUUAUGAAAAAUCAUGUUUUAUCAUUGUACUUGCAUAUAUAGCAGAUAGUGUAGUUAUUAGAGCUAAUAAAAGGAUGGAUGAACGAAGUGAAAAUGAAUUAUUGGAUAGACCAAAUUUAGAACAAUU
Messenger RNA from Dentiscutata erythropus, 215 nucleotides. NCBI's taxonomy places the organism in Eukaryota, Fungi, Glomeromycota, Glomeromycetes, Diversisporales, Gigasporaceae. The record is from the annotation of a GenBank genome assembly.